This is a messenger RNA of Aspergillus viridinutans, 357 nucleotides long. RefSeq lists its product as uncharacterized. NCBI's taxonomy places the organism in Eukaryota, Fungi, Ascomycota, Eurotiomycetes, Eurotiales, Aspergillaceae. The record is from RefSeq and is a predicted model, not a curated record. Bases 1 to 357 code for a protein of 118 amino acids. The transcript has a single exon.
AUGGCAAUUCGACGCGGCUCCAAGCGCAAGAUUUGGUUUUACCUCAUCAAACGGAGAAAUGUCAACGAGCCUAGCUGGCAACCAGCCGCCAUUGUAUCCGCUCAGAGCCCCGUGCUGGCUACGCAAUUCGAAGCCCACCAAGGCAAUCCACAGCAAUACCAACAGGACAGCCCGGAUAUUCACGGAACCUCCAACAUACCCAUGAACCAGCUACAAUUCGACCCUGCCGCUCCACCAAUGCACGAAGGAAAUAACGGGACUUCCGCCAGACCAGAGCAUGAGCCCACGACCUCACGACCAGGAUACAGCGGAGAUGCCACAACACAGAGUUGCCGAGACUCCCCCGCGGAUCCUUGA